Molecule: messenger RNA, 3989 nt
Organism: Hyalella azteca
Lineage: Eukaryota; Metazoa; Arthropoda; Malacostraca; Amphipoda; Hyalellidae
Gene: sp3
Product: phosphatidylinositide phosphatase SAC2
Exons: 20
Coding region: 102-3587 (1161 amino acids)
Biological process (GO): regulation of endocytic recycling; phosphatidylinositol dephosphorylation
Cellular component (GO): clathrin-coated endocytic vesicle; early endosome
Molecular function (GO): phosphatidylinositol-4-phosphate phosphatase activity
Source: RefSeq, a predicted model, not a curated record
UAACUACACUACACCCACGAUUAGUGAACGUUUGCGUGUUAUGCCGCUGAGCCGCUCAGUGUUCACUUAUGCGACAUACGCAACUGUACUCUUAAAUUUCAAUGGAAGUUUUGCGCACUAAUGAUUACUACAUUUUAAAUAAGGGGCAACAUUCUUUAUGGUUUGAUCGAAGGAAUGGCAAUCAUGAGUACAAAACAUGUUGGGAUCUUGCUUCUGCUGAAAAUCCAGUGUGUCUUGGGGUGGUCCAUACCAUGCUGGGAAAACUGCAAAUUCAUUCAGACCUGCCACCACGCUUAGCCCUAGUAACUGGAGUUCGGGAAGUUGGCUCUCCAGUGUAUGGAGGCGGAGGUGUGGGAUGCCGGGUGUACGGCAUCAGAAGGGUGUGCUUCCUGCCACUCAGCACCCUGCCUCUGGAUGCCAGUACCCAUGCCAUGCUGGGGUUCCACCCCUGCCAGAAGCACCAGAACACACAAAACUCUGGCCAGGAGCGGCGCGGCAUCCCAGACCCCCGGGCUGGUUUGUCCAAGACAUUCGGCACCCUGCGCAGUGUGACGUCUUCACUGCGCUCUGCCACCGCCAGCGUGGCAGCUAACGCCACCGGACAGAGCCGACUACGUCGGGAGGACAGGGAGCGCUACGAGCGCCGUAUCCUGGACGAGCUGCUGAAGAUGUUCAACGAGUCUGAGUGCGGCGAGUCCUUCUACUUCUGCCACGACGGUGCCGACCUCACAAGCUCCGUGCAGCGUCAGAACAGCGCCCAGUACAGAGCCAGCGACCCGCUCUGUCGGCGCGCGGACGACAGGUUCUUCUGGAACCGCUUCAUGAUGAAAGACUUCAUCGCUGAUACCCCAGGCGCGUCGGACGUGUGGGUGGUGCCUGUCAUCCAGGGCUUCGUGCAGAUAGAAGCUGUGCCCAUGGACACGCCCGACACUAACACUGAGACCACCAACGCUCAGCAGCCGGGCGACUACUACAGCAUGUGCGUGAUCUCGCGCCGCAGUCGUCACCGCGCGGGCACGCGCUACAGGCGUCGCGGCGUAGACGAUGAGGGACACGUCGCUAACUACGUCGAGACCGAGCAGAUCGUCGCGCUCAACAAACACGUCGUCGCCUUCGUCCAGGUGCGAGGCUCAGUACCCGUAUUCUGGAGUCAACCAGGCUACAAAUAUCGCCCUCCGCCACGCCUCGACAAAGGUGCUGAGGAGACACAGGCGGCGUUUGGUCGGCACAUGAGCGGCGAAUUGUCGCGCUACGAGCGGCUGGUGUGCGUGAGUCUCGUCGAGCAGGCGGGGCGGGAGAAAGUUAUUGCUGAUGCUUACCUCGACCACAUCCUUAAACUUAACUCCCCCAGCAUCACUUACGUUACCUUCGACUUCCACGAGUACUGCCGUGGAUUGCGCUACGAGAACGUGUGUGUGCUGCUGGAUGAGCUGGCGCCUGUGCUGCAAUCAGCUGGCUACUGCUGGGUCGACAAACAAGGCCUCAUCUGUCAACAAAAAGCUGUCUUCCGCGUCAACUGCAUCGACUGUCUGGACAGAACCAAUGUCGUGCAGACGGCGAUCGCGCGCACGGUUCUGGAAGGUCAGUUCGUGAAGCUCGGCCUCCUGGCCCCUGACCAGCCUCUGCCCGCCCUCUGCCGCGCUGCUCUUAACGCCAUGUGGGCCAACAACGGCGACACCCUCAGCAGGCAGUACGCCGGCACCCACGCCCUCAAGGGGGAUUUUACUCGAACUGGCGAACGGAAGUUUUCCAGUUUGAUGAAGGACGGCAUGAACUCCGCGAACAGGUACCUACAGUCCUCAUUGUCGGACAGCUGCCGACAGACUGCCAUAGAUAUCGUGUUGGGGGUGCCUCCUGACACACCGUCCAGCAAUCCCUACACGUGGAACGUUGACGAUCUCUGGAGUGGCUUGGGGUCAACCUCCAGGUACUACAUGAACCGCUUCAAGGACGUGUACCGGCAAGCCACCAUCGACCACAUGCUCGGUAACCCCGUGGCGCCGGAGCUGGAGCAGCUGGAGCGCGGGGGCGGGGCGGCGCCCCUAGAGGAGGAGGACGCCAACGCUGUCGCCCAGCAAGUCAAGAGCGUCAUAGACGAUGCCCAGACCUGGCUCGUCCCUGACGCCCACACCGUCCUGGGCGCCUGGGGGCUUAUCGAUGCCGACCCAUACACGGGCGACCCUGACCAAGUGGACAUGGAUACGAUCGUGGUGCUGACGCGAGACUCGUACUACGUAGCGCAGUACGACGAGGCCAGCGACCGCAUCACCGGCUACCAGCGCGUCUCUCUCAUCGACCUCGACGCCAUUGAACUGGGAACUUAUACUUUUCCGAGCGUGUUCAAGCAGUCGCGGGUACACUACUGCCUGCGUCUGUGCUACCGAGAGGACAAGCAGCCUGGCUACUUCCACACGAUGCGCUCCAUGAACAUCCGCUUCUUCAAUAACAUCGCCGUCACCAUCCGCACCGAGGAGGAGAGAGUGGAGUCAGUGAAGGCGAUAGGCAGCACCUUCCAGGUGGCCGUGGAGCUCAUAGGCUGCGAGGUGAAGCUCGUCUUGCUGCCCCGUCUCGAGAAGAGGAGAAGCAAGGGCCGCUCCUCCCACUCUCUCAACCCACUCAGUCUCUUCAGCUCUCCCCUCGCCACCCUCUCUAAGCCCUCUCAGGGAGCCUUCAAAACUGCCGGGAGCAGAGCGUUCAAUAACAUGACGUCUGGUCUGGCUCGUCUCAACCCCAUCAACAGCCUCAGGAAACCUCGGCCGCCUUCUGCCCCGACCUCGACCUUCUAUCAGCAGCAGAAGCCCGUCGUGUCAGUGGAGUACACUCUCGAUGACGACCCGGUGGGCUACGCGUCUCCUGAAGCCCACCUAGCGAGCUGCGGUGUGCUGGCGUCCUCGGUCACAACUCAGGCCCACCUUAGCAUCCCUGCCACAGCGACCUCACCCUUCCCUCGGCCGUCGUCUCCGCUCACCCGAUGCAUGAGCGAGGGAUUCCUGCACUCUAAUGCUCACCACCACUACCUCACUCCCCCGCUGUCGCCUCUUGCUCCUCCUAACCGAUCCCUCACCCCCGAGAUUUUCGUAAGUUCUUGCUUGGAGUCCUCGGCGGGUCCGUGUUCCCUGCCCCCCGUCUCGCCGCUGUUCCAGCUGACGCCGCUCACGUCGCAGCGCGUACGCAAACUUUCGCAUUCUUCGGACGAGGUCGACCCAAGGGACGGCUCUUCCGCAGCGACGGCCGCGGCCGAGGCGUCAUCUUCCAUGUUCAGGGCAAGCUCGACUGCAAGCCUGCAGCUGCAUCUGUCUGCUAGCAGAUCUGAAGGGCUCUUGGGGCAACCCAUUGCUCACUCCAAUCCUGUUUCUCCUCUUGCUGCCUUCCAGAAAAAUGGCGUCUUUGGCGCGCCUUUUAAUGCGAUCGCCAAAGGUGUCCAGAGCCUGGCUCCUGGAGCCGGCAAGCUGGCGCGCGGCAUGCAGAGCAUCGGUGCCAACGUCGACCCUUUUAAGUUGAAGAUGCAAAGACAAGAGCUGCUCCAGCAAGACCUCGUGUGGCAGGCUAAGAAGGCAGCUUGUAAAAGUGUAAUCAUUGAAUUCUAACUUCUUUCGUUUCGCAUCUUUUGACUCUCGAUGUGUAAAAAUAACCAUUCUCAUGCCAACCGACUCAGGUUAUUUUCUCUUGUGUGUGCAAUUAUGCGAAUGUUCCGCGAGGAAUUGUGACCUCUUGUUAAUGAAGGACGCUGUUGUCCUCUUCACUUGAAACUAUAACAUUCAGAGGCAGCUAUUAGUACGUAUUAUUCUAGCGAGACACAACGCAUAAAACUCUACGCAUAUGUUCUGGGUUCUCUCGGUUGGUUCUGCACUUGAACGCCAGUGAAAUAAAGUCUGCAUUUUAAAGGUUAUGUAAUGCGCCACGUACAACUUCUUAUAUCGUCAGUGCGCGUAUGCAAUUCCAAUCACACUUUUAUCGUCACACUUCCAAGGCUCGUCUGCUUCGGAAUU